AUGACUCUACCAAGAAGAGUCUUUCUCCGCGAUGAAGAACUGGGUAAAAAGUACGACGACGAACCCUCUCGAAGGUCUGCAAAGUCCAACCCAUUGAAGUCGUCGCUACCGUCAUCAUGGAAACCCCCCCGAAAAAGACGUAUGCUCCUCGCCUUCGUUGGAAUUUGCAUCCUAUACCUAUUCUUCAAAAACAGAUCUACCGAUUUAACGUCUGCCUCUAAGCGAUUUAACCACCUCUGUCCAAACCCACGGUUUGCCGCCGGACAACAGCCGGUUUCAGAUGACAACACCAUUCCAUCUGACACGCUUCGCCGUCUGUCUGAAGGCCAGUCUCCCGAUACGAGCUCGUAUGAGGACGUUGAUGGUUCAUACAAUUACAACGGUCCGAUAAAGUUUUAUUCCCUUUUCAGAACCCUAAAUUCAGAGUAUGGCUACGCCAAGUUUCGUCGAUCUAGUAAAGGAGUGCUCUUCGCCGCGGCAGAUUUGAAAGCACUGUCCGACCUUGUGCCCUUGGCUUGCGAAAUGGCUAGGCAGAACUACAAUAUUGUCCAUUUUGCGGUGAUGGGGAGGAACAAUGUAUCGAUAGAGGGAAUACAGAUGGUUAAUGGAGUGGAUAAAGAAGGGUGUCCCGUUUUCUGGCAUGAUGCACGUCCGGAUUAUGCCUCACGGUCUACUGAUGCGCGGAUGGAAGCAAGUGUCAAAGCUGGAUUGUGGCAUUUUCACAACAGUCUGCGCCCCCGGGCUACAAUUACACACGGCGAGAGCCAUGAGGAGCGUUUCUUUUGGACAGCGGCAAAAGCCCAAGCAGGCCAGAUAGGCAUGCAUCACAUCAACCUUCCAGCUCGGGCGGCCAACUUCAUGUGGAUGUCAAAGCUUGACUCCAGUUCGCUUGGAGCUUGGAAUAAGGUUAAUAUGGAAAUCCUUGUGCAUGCUCUUCCAGCGUCCUCAGGCUCAUUGAUUCGAUUGCUCGAGUCGCUGCACGAGGCAGACUAUUUUGGUGAUGCCCCUGGAUUAACGAUCGGGUUGCCACCUAAUGCUGAUCCUCAUUUACUCUAUUACCUGUCAUCAUUCAAAUGGCCACCUAAGAGUGAACAUUGCCACUUUACUCUUCGACGUCGAAUACAGCUACAAAUAAUGACCCCCGAAGAAGCAGCCAUUCGUACAAUAGAUUCAAUCUAUCCCAAAAACCCCGUACACUCUCAUGUUCUCGUCCUCUCCCCGCAAACAGAUCUGGCACCAUCCUAUUACCAUUUCCUCAAAUAUGCCAUUCUAAAAUUUAAAUAUUCCAUCAUUACCAGGCCAGCUUCGCACCGUCUUCUAGGAAUCUCUCUCGAACUCCCAUCUGCAGCACCGACGGCCGAUUACGAACCUUUCACUCCACCAACUCCAUCAGAGCCCACCGACUCUCUUCAAGAUGUCGAAAAGGACAUUCCUGUAUUCCUCUGGCAGGCCCCAAAUAGCAAUGCAGCCUUGUACUUUGGUGACAAAUGGGUUGAAUUUCAUUCCUUCCUUACCAACCGCCUUCAAUCUCAGUCUCUCAAAUCAAAAUUUUCGGCCAAUCUCAUUUCGGAAAAGUUGCCAUCGUGGAUGGAAUAUAUGCUCGAGUUAAUCCGGGCUCGUGGUUAUUAUCUUCUAUACCCUUCUUUCCCUGCAUCAACCGACUUCGUCCUAGCAACAACUCACAGUGAACUCUAUCACCAACCGGAAGAGUACCAUAACCGCGAAGUUCAAAAGACAUCCCAAUCCGAAACUGGACCCGAAACCGAAACCUAUCUAGGAGAUGAGAAGAUCGAUAGCCCCAAAAAGACUCUCACAGACUCAACGCCAGAGAAAUCACGAGAGCAGAUACCUAAUAUAGGGGCCAAGGAAAGGGUAUUAGCAGGGUCUUCGACCAUCUCAAAUCUACUUAGUUUAUUCCCCGGUGGCCUACCGGAGCUAUCUUCCUUGGGUAUCUUGCCAUAUUCCCAGAGAGAUGGCCCGUCGCUUAACAUCCUUGACAGGACGAAGGCAUAUAUGAAAGAAUUCCGGAAGAACAUUGGCGGGUGCGAUGCUGCUGCUGACGACGACGACGACGACGCUGAGCAACGAGUGGAUACAUAUAUCAGAGCGGAUGAUUUGUUCUGUUUGGGCGAGGAUGACUAG
Molecule: messenger RNA, 2142 nt
Organism: Paracoccidioides brasiliensis Pb18
Exons: 3
Coding region: 1-2142 (713 amino acids)
Source: RefSeq, a predicted model, not a curated record